AUGCUUUUCAAACUCGCAAUACUCUCUAGUCUUCUGGCGCUCGUUGCUUCUAGAACUCACUUGACGGACUGUCUGGAUGAGAACAAGUACUGUGUUGGACUUCCGAGAGGAUGUGUUGGAACCGCCUGUAUCGUCGCUUUCAGUUCUGUGUCCAACGGAACCCAUACCGACAUUGAAAUCUUCGGAAACGACAUACUCGACAAAACCUGGCUUGCCAUCGCCUACUCAGCAGACAAACAAAUGAAGGAUGACUUCGUUGUUUUCUGUAUCCGUGACGACAAAGGAACCGAUAUCAACGAUAUUGAAGAAAUGGGUGGACUUGCUUACAAUGGUUAUCACUCCAACGAAAUGAUUGGAACCGUCAAGAAUAUGAAGAAGGACGGAAGUGACAAGUAUGGAUUCCGAAUGGAGAUGGUUGAGUAUGAGAAGGAGGAGAAGACGUUGUACUGCAAGAUGACUCACCGCGUCGAACCAGUCAUUGACCACUUCAACAUGACCAAGGUCGAGAUUCUGAUGUCGAAGGGAGUAUUCAUCAAGGGAAGUUUGACCUACCACGGAAAGACACAAAAGAAGCACAAGAAGAAGAACUCCGCUUCGGACUCCUUGGUUCUUCUCUCCUCGGCCAUCACUUUCAUCGCCGCCAAAAUGUUCUUCUAA
Caenorhabditis briggsae is the source of this 657-nucleotide messenger RNA. Lineage: Eukaryota; Metazoa; Nematoda; Chromadorea; Rhabditida; Rhabditidae. The record is from RefSeq and is a predicted model, not a curated record. The transcript is spliced from 5 exons. The coding region runs from base 1 to 657 and encodes 218 amino acids.